UCUCUCUCUCUCUCUGCCAUUCUCUCCUCCCUCUCUCUCUCUGCCGUUCUCUCUCUGUUUGUAGAAAAUAUGGUGAGAAAAGAGCUUGUAGUAUCAGUUCCAAGCUAUUUCAGAUGCCCAAUCUCUCUAGACGUGAUGAAAUCGCCAGUAAGCCUUUGUACGGGCGUUACCUACGACCGUUCCAGCAUCCAGAAAUGGAUCGACAGCGGCCACAACACAUGCCCUGCGACCAUGCAACCGCUUCUCACCAAAGAUUUCACCCCAAACCGAACCCUCCAAACCCUCAUCCGUUCCUGGCAAUCCUCUCUCUCUCAAUCCAAUCCCACCGUCCAUCUACUCUCCCCACACCAAGCUCUUUCCCUCCUACAUCAACUAGGCCCCACCACCACUCCACCCCUCCAUUCUCUUUCCAAAAUCGCCUCCUUCAUCGACCAGGACCCCAUCAAGAACCGAGACUUCCUCGUCAAUGCCGGCUGCGUCCCUAUCCUCAUCGGGGUUUUCCGCGAUUACAACCAACGGUUGGAUGUCGCUGAAGCCGUUGUUAGGGUCUUACGUCUCGUUUUGACGGAUUCGAUCGAGGCGGGGGUAAUGGAUUUGAUUGAUCGGAAUUGGCUACUUGCCGUUCUGCGGAGAGGGAGCGUCGAAGCGAGGAUCGAUUCGGCAAGGAUUCUCGAGCUGGUGUUUGUAGUCUGCAAUGAUGAUCGCUCCGUUACGGAAUUGGAAGGGGUUUUGUUUGAAUUGUUACGGUUGAUGAAUUUGGAGAAUGAUAAAGAAGCGGCCGAUGCCGGAUUGUCGUGUUUGAUCGCUGUAUCCGCGCGACGGAAGCUCAGAUCGCAGAUCGUACGGCUCGGGGCGAUCCGUGUGAUUGGGAAUUUGCUAUCUGGUUCGGAAUCCGCAGGUGUUGCUGAGAAGGCACUGAAGAUGCUCGAGAUGUUGUCUGGCUGCGCUGAGGGUAGGGCGGCGAUAUGUGAGGAUCCGACGUGCGUCCCAGCGAUUGUGGGGCGGAUGUUGAAAGUGUCGGAUGCCGCCACGGAGCGGGCGGUGGUGGUGUUGUGGAGCAUUUGCCAUCUGUUCAGGGAUCGGAAAGCACAGGAGGCGGUCACGAGGAGCAAUGGAUUGACGAAGAUCCUGCUUCUGAUGCAGAGCAAUUGCUCGCCGGCAGCUCGACAGAUGUGUGGUGAUCUGGUGAAGAUUUUUCGGGUGAAUUCGAAGAGCUGCCUCUCGAGCUAUGAUACUAAGACGACGCAUAUCAUGCCUUUCUGAAUUGUAGAGUGUUUGGAUUUUGAUGGGAGUGAGGAAGAAAGGUGGAGAGAUUGUAAAAACAAAGGCGAAAUUUGUUUUGAUUUUGAUAGCAAUCCAUAUAAAACACAAUUCAUUUGGAU
This is a messenger RNA of Magnolia sinica, 1382 nucleotides long. Its product is annotated as U-box domain-containing protein 27-like. Gene Ontology annotation, biological process: protein ubiquitination. Gene Ontology annotation, molecular function: ubiquitin protein ligase activity. The record is from RefSeq and is a predicted model, not a curated record. Lineage: Eukaryota; Viridiplantae; Streptophyta; Magnoliopsida; Magnoliales; Magnoliaceae. The transcript has a single exon. Bases 70 to 1263 code for a protein of 397 amino acids.